Opisthorchis viverrini is the source of this 1810-nucleotide messenger RNA. RefSeq lists its product as hypothetical. The transcript has 2 exons. The coding region runs from base 1 to 1542 and encodes 513 amino acids. Lineage: Eukaryota; Metazoa; Platyhelminthes; Trematoda; Opisthorchiida; Opisthorchiidae. The record is from RefSeq and is a predicted model, not a curated record.
AUGCAUGUUGAGGCUAAUUACAAUCAUCGCUGGCACAACCGUCGGCCCGGAAUAUCAGCCAGGGGGAACUAUUCCUCUGAUUCUGGCCCCAGGCCGACCAGCUGGAGCGCAAACUCUGUAAGAACCAAGUCACAUAGACAAACAAUUACACAUUCACACAGCGCACACCAGCAAGUUACAAAAAGUUCACUCGAAUACUCAAAUACUACCAUCAAGCCCUACUCCUCAGUGCAGAAUUCAGACCGCACAACAAUAGUUUCUGAUCGGGAUGAUUACGACGCAUGUCGUAAACGAAAAUCCAUCAGUGAGGGCAGCAGCGCAACAAGUCCGGAUGCUUGUACAUGCACUGUUUCUCCGUUUUACCUGGAGUCAUCAAGGUUAUCAGAGCCGUCAGAAAACUCACCCCCUGGUCCAAAAGCGCUUCCUACACACAUUGCAAACCGGUUAAAAGAACGUUUCGAGAAACGCUUCCUACGUCAUUAUUACCACUCCUCCCAAGUCGAGUCGGCUUUAGCAGGGAACAGGAAUCGCACAGAGAAGUCUAACAAAUAUCAGUUGGUAGCUGCUUUUCUUGUCAGCGGAGGAAUUGUUGAAGCGUGGCAUAUUUAUUCCCCAAUCCCCGUGGAAGUCGGUCGGACUAACGACGUAACUAACGGUGGGACAAGAAAUUUGGAACUUACGCAGAGGCGGAUGCGGCUUCUUCAAAGAUAUUACUCUAGUGCUAGACAGUAUGUCGUCCUGUAUGUAAAUAGUAGCUACGCUGAACAUUAUCUUCCUCUCGGACUGGCCGUAGACAACUCAAACGCGAAUGGACGAGUACCGAGGAAAACCGCACGAUAUCACAAAUCAACAGCACAAUCAGAUUCAACCCGAACUGGUGUUGGUGUUGUCUCACGUUUGAUUGCGUCUUUGUUACCUCAUUCGCGUUCAUCCCGAUUACAACAAAACAUCCAUACUGCUGAUUCUUUGUCCGCUCCGAACGAAACUAGCCAAUCGUGUUCCUCUGUCUUCCGACAAACCUCACCACAGUCAGAAAAUUCGAAACCAUACCGAAGAAACCAGUCUGCACCACGGCUGCGUAGGGAUGAUGACUCUAGUGUAAAAUCGGACUGCGCAACCGAGGGAACAGAAGUUGGUCGUGUGAGGAUUAAUCGUCACUCACUCAUGCAGCGUUUUCUCAAACAUGUUUGUUCUUCCUAUGGACGGCAUUCAAAUCUCACAGGAUCAAAAAGUUCCAGUUCCUCUUCAUCUUCAGCAAACCAUGAUCGAACUGCAGAAGCAAAACACUUUCUGGGGGAAGCAAAUGAAAAAGAAUCCUCAAGCAGCGGUCUUGCGGAUUUUAGCUUCGCAACUGGUUCCAGUGGGAGUGAGAGUGCAAAAAAUGAAAGUCAGAAAGAAACUUUCUCAGAAAUGCCUUCACCUACCGAAUUUUUAAAAGAAAACGCUCCGUUCGAGGCCACAACUAAUCUCUCCGAAAAGGCAACUAUACCCAAGUGUUGCAAUGAGAUAACGACGAGCGAAAUUUGGCUUCCCCAAAGAUGACACACAAAACUCCCGCUCCAACGGACACUUUCACGCUUCCUCCGGAGAAGAACAGAUUACCAGUUAUCAAACCAGAGCUUUUCCAUGAAAAAAUGACCAGAAAUAAUUCAGUUUCCAGUUUUUCCCCUCCUUGUACACCAGUACGGAUAUUGUAGAAAUUCAUCCGAUGCACUUCACCCGCAGAAGAUAAUCGUCAGAUUUCGCCAACCAGAAUACCAGACUUUCGCUGUAUUGUAAUCGGUAUGCUACAUGCCAAAAAUAAAACCAG